AUGCAAAACUGGGACUUGUCGAAGCUCUCUCCUGGGCUCCGUGGAGCGCUUGCUCCCAACAAGAAGAAGCCCCCCCGCGGCAAGAUCAGGGGCGGAAGGAGCGGCAGCGACGCGACUCUUCUCUUCGACAUGUCCAAGGAGCACUUCGAGCACUGGGUGUGCCACGACGUGGUGGAGGGGCGGGGGUCCCCCGGCCAGGGGGGGUCACCGGCGGUGGCGGUGGUUACGCUCUCGACGGUGGUCUACCCGUUGCCCCUGCUGGCCCGCAACCCGGCCUACGCGUCGCACCCAAUCUUUCAGGCGGCGGCCGCGGGGUGGACCGCAGAAGUGGAGAAAAAUCCGGGGGGCGCGGUGGUGGGGCAGAGGGGGGUCGAGGCGCUCGAGACGCUGCUCACGAGGGUCGUCCUGAGGCCCACCCGGGAGCUGAGGGAGCGAGCGAGGGGGCUCGCGGAUAGGGUUCGCGAGAGGGCGAAAAAGUGGGGGGGGGAAGGGGGGAAGGGGGGACCGGUAAGGAUCGUCGGGCUGCACGUGCGGACGUACUUCGUCAAGGCUAUCAGCACCGCCACGCUGGAGAGAGACCUCCAGCACUUUGACGACUGCGCGGUGGCCGGCAGCGGCAGCGGCGACGGGGCAGGCGCCGGCAGUAGCACCUUCUACUUCGUCGCAACAGACGAGGCCAACACGCAAGCGGCCGCAAAGAAGGUGUGGGAAGACGGCUGCUAUUUCGAGCCGUUCACCCUCCCCGGGAGCAAGCUGGAGGGCAUCAAAGCCGCCUUCGUCGACCUGCUGGUGAUGGGGUCCUUCGACGACUACGUCAUGACCCCGCACUCCAGCUUCAGCGAGCUCGGCGCGACCCUCUCCCACACCUGGCUACCGGACCCCGAAGCGGCACUCCGGACGCCCCCGAACCGCCCCAUCGUGCCGCUCUUCCCGCAGACGAACGAGUUCGAGCGCCGGAAGGUGUUCUCCUUGCUGGACCGCCGGGCGGUGGAGAUUUUCCCGAGCGAUGGCGGGGAAGUUGUAGCCGCCGCGGGCGGCGCCGGUGCGGGCUCGAGUGGGAGAGGGAUGUGCAUGAGGGCGCACGCCGCGGGCAUGAGCGUGACGGUGGCCAUCGGGCGCCAGCUGCUGAGCAUGUUCGAGGCGAUCGAGGGAGCUCCUUGCAUGAAGGGCAAGGAGACGACCGUGGCUGAUUUAUGACCCUUGAGAUAGCGGGGGGUGGCGGCGGUCCAUUUGCCGGUCGAUUCGAAAAACCGAGGGGGCAGUAUUUUUUCGAUGCGGUGGGCCAGUGGGACUUCACUUAGUCGUGCGCGUGUACAUAACGACGGGAGUGAUUUCAAACGAAGCCCGUCAGUUCAGUUCACGGCGACCAUGCCGUGCGCCUUGAAUAUUCUGGGUGCUGUUUUUGCUGUCGACCGUCAUGAUCGGUGCGUUCACUUCUUUGGUGCCUGUAGUACUGGGGCAGUUGCACAGCGAACCCUUUCCUAAUGGGCCUAUUUCGACAUACGGCCGCUGGUGCCGUGAGCGUCUGGACUACACGACAGGCACAGCUACGGCACUGGGCAGCUCCCAGACAUCGAGGAUAAUUCUUCACCCUGAAGAACAUCCUCCUUUUGGAUAACUCAGCUCACCACCCGGCUUUACGCCUUUUCGGCCUGGGUUCUCGUUGCAGUGGCAGCACCUUGUGGUUGCGAUAUCUUUGCUUGUCUCCAAGCGGCGACUACUGCUGUGUGAACUUUUGAUACUCAACACAUGGUGACCACCAACGGAGCAGCUAGCAGAGAAUAGGAGACAGCCUUGCGAGUUUGGGUGACGAAGGUGGCUUGUUUUUUGUUUGGGAGAUCUUCGUCGGGAAGGUGUGUUGCCUUCUUCUUGGCGUACGCUUUGUUUGCGGUAUUGUUUCAUGGUAUGCACUUACCCUACGUGGGUUCUAACGAGGGCCCUUUGCGCGAUGUGAUCUCCUCGGCAUGCAGCUCCAUAUACUUCAACUUCAUGAAUACGUGUUCGGUUGCUCCAUCAGAUUCAACUCCCUCCGAGUCUACCCGUUAGACCAUGCCCACUUGAGGAGCGGAGGGAAAAACCACACUCCUGUCAGCGGGGGAGGGGGCAUACACUGUCGAAAGAACGACGCUGCUCGCAGCGGGCGGGAUAUUGAUCACAGACGAUGGCACUACGCUGUUUGCAGCGGGCGGGAAACCAUACACCGUGGAAGGUACUAUGCCGGCUGCAGCGGGCGGAAAAUUCGACACGGGGGCAUAUCUGUGGGCGGUGUCACCAGAAUGUACUACGCUGUUGGGAGCGGGCGGGAAACCAGAGACGGGGGUCGGCACAACGCUCGUCGGAGCGGAUGGAAGCACGACACUGCUGACAGUGGGCGGGAACCUAGACACCGUUGGAGGUACUACACUGCCGGCGCUGGCGACAGUGGGCGGGAAACGAGAAAACGAGGAAGAGGGCAUGUACGCUACACCUUGGGGAGAAUGCUGCAUGCGGGGGAUUGCAUGCAUCGUUGCAACACCAGUCACACUCACAACGUCUGCAGAGCGAGGGGGAGGCGGAGGUAACGGUGUCACCACGGGCGCAGCAAGUGGCGUCGUGUAAUCGGGCGGUAAACGAGUCGCUCUCAAGGAAGAACCACGCUCGCCACGGGGAAAAGUUAAUCCACCGUCAAACAGGUGGAUACCUAUAGGAUCCAUUUCAAUGCGUUGCCCUCCCAUGGCCUUGUGAAGCGAAAACAAAUUGUAACCCAUUCCCUCAACGUGAUACACGUUGGUGAGCUUCACGCAAAAAUCGUUUCCACCAUUGUGGAACUUGACGUUCAGGCUGCCGAUACCAAGCACAGGCAUCGUCCUACCAUCGCCAAUCACUACUCGCUCUCUACCAGGCGGAGGAAUCAUCACAUCGUACAUGCACCUCGGGUCACCGGUGGUGUGAUUCGUGGCGCCUGAGUCUGCAAGCCAAGUUUCGUCUCCUACACUCUCAUCAAGGACGUUCAUCAUUGCAUAUCCGUCGUCCCUUCGCUCUACUAGCACUCCAUUUUCAGACUCACUUGGAAAAGCCCACACCACACACGCAUGUAAAUCCCCACCAGUCGAUGGAGACGCUCCGGUCGAAGGCGCCGGAGGAGCGUACGGGUUGGAGAUGGGCUGCUGCUGUUGCACGGGGGGGGGAAGGUACUCCGGCUGCUGCUGUUGGGGCGAGUAAUGGUAAACGCCGCUCGCGUGCGUCACCGGAUUUUGGUAAACGCCGCUCACGUGCGUCACCGCAUGCGCCCCUGUAGAUGGAGCUGUCGUCGCCACCGCCGUCGCUCCUGCUGCUCCUGGCGCUACCCCCGGGUAACCCUCUCCGCCGUAUUGCUGCGCCGUAUUUGCCUGCCCAUACGAGUGUGCCCAAGGCGGCCGCUGGCUGUAACCACCGGCCGGCGGCCGGGGCGGCGGGUGCCUGGGCGGCGCGUUGCCUGCCGGCAUGCCAGCUGGCCUUCCGACAUCAACACGCGAAGGGCAGAACAGGUGGUUGUGGCCGAGUUCACCGCAGUUCUCACACCGCUUGCGAGGGUCAUUCGGGUGGAUGGGAGGUUCAUUUCCCUGUGGGCGGUACAUGUUGGGGGGGUAGGUGCUGUAGUCGUAGCCUUGCUGAGGUACAGGGUAGGCGGGGAGGUUGCUGCCGGGCGAUCCCUGGUGAAAAGGGCCCCUGCCCCUCCCACCGGAAGCGGCGCCACGUCCCCCGAAUCUUCCUCCUGCCGGCUGCUGCUGAUGACGUCCUCCUCCAGAAAAGCCCCGGCCCCCAUGCUGGGGCCCGUGCCUUCCGCCGUAGCUCGCACCUUGGCCGCCCGAGGGACCUCCCCAACCCCGCUGCAAGCGACAUUCCUCGUUGCUGUGGGACGGGGAGUUGUGGAGGUCGCAAUAUUUUAUUUCAGGCGGGUACGACGGCAGGUAUACCUGUUGCUGCUGGUUGAAGUACGGCUGAUGAUGAUGCUGUGGCUGCUGCGGUUGUUGCUUCUGUUCCCGCGCUGCCGUCCUCCGUUGUCCUCUCGUCUUCCCCGGUCCCCCCGUGUUCCCUCCCCCGCCACUACGGUUCUCACCGCCAGUGACGAGGGCAUAAGCCCCCACGCUCUCCUGCUUCUUCUUCCUUCGCGCCUCCAUCUCCGCCCAAGCAUUCACUAUAAUCCGUUCUACUCUCUCCUUCUCUAGACCGCUCUCGGACAUCAGAAAACCUGUGUAGACAUCAUAUUCGGGGAGGAGGUUGCGCACAAGAUGUCUGUUAGCAUCAUCCUCUGUAAUUGUCACUCCGCAAGAUGAUAGCCUUUGCCUCAGCACCCACCCUCUCGACAGGUACUCUUUCGGGUGUUGUUGAACCCCUUGCGUCAACUCCUGCCACUCUAGCUGGAGGCUCGUCUUUUCUGUGUGGGCAUGCACUUGAAAAUGAUUUCGAAAUAUUCGCCAUGACUCCGUUGGGCAACCACUAGAGAUGAUUGCUGGUACGAUCGAUGCAACUUGAAUCUUUGCCAGUAUUAACUGCCAGGCCUUCAUGGCCUUCUCUACGGCCUUCCUACCAUACUCCUCCUUCAGUUUGGGAAUGUCUGCAUCCGACUUCCCCACCCUGAUUGUCUCUUCUGAUACUAUUGCAUUCAGGCAAUCUUCUUGUUGCAACAGCAUUCGAAAUUGGCUCUCAAACACCUGUACUCUAACUUGAACAUCGCCACUGGAAUCUAACACACCCGUAAAUGGGGCUACAUGUAUUACAGGACUGACACGGAUGGUGUCCUUAGGGGUUACGACUUCCCUGGUUUCCUCCCCCGGGGUGUUGGUCCUUCGCAUUGCCCGUGCGAACGAAUCAACGAGACGGUCUUCCAACGAUCGUGGCUGGUCUUCAGGUUGCGGGUUCAACGCUGUUCCAGCCGGCCGAGCAUGCCGGGGAUCGCCUCCAUCGGGGGGCAUGUCCACGCUCUCUGAAGCGGGACGCUUUUCUUCUUGUUCUUUCAUCUUCUGUUGUACUUUCUUCUCCACCUCCUCUUUGAUGUGCGCCGCCAAUGCUUGGCGAUCCUCCUCAGUAUAGCUGCUGAGGUCGAGGGCUUCCUCCAUAAUCUACUUCUCUAGCCGACCCUUUUAUAGCUAGCCUCACCUCGGGAUCCCGUAUGAUAUCAGCACGCUAGCGUGUUAGGAUGAUCCGAACUGGG
Messenger RNA from Ectocarpus sp. CCAP 1310/34, 5173 nucleotides. Lineage: Eukaryota; Phaeophyceae; Ectocarpales; Ectocarpaceae. The record is from the annotation of a GenBank genome assembly.